CUUAGCUGAUGUUCAGACUACUGGUGUACGCCUUAUUCGAAGUUUAGACCAGUGUACGCUUUUGGUCGAAGUUUUAACCCAUUGUGCAGGGGGUAAUACUGUGACUUUUGUAAAAGGUGACUUGUGCAGAAGGCUAUCGGGAUUAUAAGCUUGCUUUGUCUCCGUUUUAAACACAAAGUGUUCUUUUGAUCGCGAAAAGAGCAAUAUUUUAACAUGAUGGAAACUGAGUGAAGAGUUAAUUCGCCCUUUUCUAUUUUUAUCAUUUUUUUAACAUUAUUUUCAUUUAUUAUAUUUUGUUCCCAAAAUGUCUAACCUUCACGAUCUCAGAUGGACAUUCUUCCAUAACAGCUAGCGCGGCUUGUCAAAAUUCGUCCCACUAGCGUAAUGGGCUCAUGUGCAACUAAAACAAAGCGAAACUCAGUGGUGUUGACAUUCAGUGAAAACAUGCCAACAAAAACUAAUCGGGACCUUCAAGAGGAGACGGAUUCCCGCUAUAAACACAAAACGGCCAACGCGCCUGCACAGACACACAGACACCGGAAGGCAGACAGGAACCACGUGGCACAACUUAAUAAUCAAAUUGUCGAGAAGAAUACGCGAAAUACCGAACUUCCCCGAAGUGUUCCCGAUGGUGAAUUACGAAGUGUUCCGAAUGCUUCCGAUGGUGUACCGAGGGCGACGGAAGAGGAGGUGCCAGCAGAGGAUAAUGCAUCGGAGGACAAUAAACAAGGUAAGCAUGAAAAUGCUGAGUGUGCUAGUUAUACAGUACAGAGAUAUAAAAAAGUGGCCAAUCCCCCAGACAGAGCAAAAGAUGACUCCAGUCUUGGAUCAAAAAAUGGACAGCUAUCGACACAAAAAGUUAUGAUGUCACAGGAGGCCUUAGGGACUGGAUCCCUCACCGUCCUAAAACGGAGUAACUCUCGUGCAAAGCCGGUAACGACAACGUCACGCACACCGAGCGAAGUCAGUAUUGAUAGUGACCACCAAACCUAUGCAAGUGUCGACCUGGGCACGGACAAGUUGCCGGCAAUUGACACACCGGAGGCGUCACAUGUCUGUUCGAUCAGAUUGCGAUGUAUCCUCAAACGGUUACAGAAAGAUGAUAUUUCAAAAGAGGAUUUAAUUAAAAACUUGGAAUACGCCGCCUCAGUGUUAGAAACGGUAUAUAUCGACGAAACAAGGAAAAAGAAUAAGAAUAGUGACAUGCAAGAUGUUCCCGAGAUCUCAGAACCGUCGGAUGUCGUCAACGCAGAUGAUAUCGUCAUUGAAGAUGCAGACGGCCAUACUCAAAACGGUACAGCUGAAAAUGGCCUUGACCAUGAUCUUGGGUCUUCCAAUAACCUUCAUCCCAACCGCGAGCCCAUCAUGAAGGUCAAGAAACCGCAGAAACUAAAACCGAUGAAGGAAAGUGACCAAACGCCGAAAAAUCAAAAUGCGAAAAAAAUGAAAGAUGGACGGCUUUGUGAUGAAGACGACGAGCUCAGCGAGGUCGAGCCGGACGCCGUUCCGACGGAGGUGCGGGAUUGGCUAGCGUUGACCUUUACAAGGUCAAUGAGCAACAUAAAGCGGCGCGGGGAGGAGAAGCCGAAAUUCCGUAGCGUGGCACAUGCAAUCCGGGCGGGGAUUAUGGUGGAUAGGAUCUACAGAAGAAUGUCCAGUUCUGUGGGUCUCCAUGUGCCACCAAAUGUACUGCUUCAAUUAAAGAAUAUGGAUGAAUGGUCUUUUGACGUGUUUGCUGUGAAUGACGCUGGUGACGGCCAUGUGCUCAAGUAUGUAGGGUACGACCUGCUGCAACGCUAUGAUCUUAUACACAAGUUUAAGAUGAAUACAAAUGUCCUUGAAGCCUUCCUGGGGUGUCUAGAGCAGGGUUAUAGCAAACACAAGAACCCUUAUCAUAAUUUAGUCCAUGCAGCCGACGUGGCGCAGACCACGUACCAUAUCAUAUCACACAGCAAACUUGUGCAUUGGUUGACUGAUAUUGAAAUCUUUGCCACGAUUAUUGCAGCCUGUAUACAUGAUUUCGAACACACUGGAACGACGAAUAACUUUCAUAUUUCGACAGGGUCAGAAGUGGCGUUGCUGUACAACGACCGUGCCGUGUUGGAGAAUCAUCACAUCAGUGCAUCUUUCCGGAUACUCAAGGAGGAUGAAUAUAAUAUAGUGUCAAAUCUCUCAAGGGACGAAUAUAAAGAGUUUCGAAAUUUAGUGAUUGACAUGGUGCUGGCCACUGAUAUGUCCUGCCACUUCCAGCAAAUCAAAAAUAUGAAGAGCCUGCUCAGUAUGCCAGAGAAUAUCGACAAGAGCAAAGCAUUGUCCCUCGUUCUCCACUGUGCUGAUAUCAGCCACCCAGCAAAAGACUGGAAUCUCCACUACCGCUGGACGUCCCUACUGCUCGAAGAGUUCUUCCAACAGGGUGACCGCGAGCAAGAAUUAGGCCUGCCCUUUUCCCCCCUCUGUGAUAGGAAAAACACAUUAGUUGCUGAAUCUCAAAUAGGUUUUAUUGACUUCAUUGUCGACCCAAGUUUCCAGGUUAUGGGCGACAUGCUCGAUAAGAUUCUGACCCCACUACAUCAGCCCCACCUAUCCACCCGGUCGAUAAACGAUGCAAUUAAAGAGGAGGCACCGGAGAAACAAGACCGGAGCACAAGUACGACAAGCCUCUCUAGCCGUCCUACAACACCAAAGACACCACUAGGUUCGAGAUACGUACUCGACCGCGUCUGGUACGAACCCCUCGGGAAUAACAAGAGUAUGUGGAAAGAACGCGCAGCAUCAGAUGCGGCCAUUCGAGCCAACAAGAAAAUGAGCAUAGCGAAGAAUGAACCAACAACAGAAACGACUCAGGAAACGACGACGAGUAAAGUUGGCGGCGACGCCGAUUCAGGGGUUGACUCGCCCAAAGAUGGCGCUGAUGAGAAGACGGAAGACAAACAAAAAGCUGCCUAGAAUUCAUCAUCGUCUGUUAGAUUCACUAGUAUAUAUUCCGGAACUUGUUAACCGCCAGACAUCCUGCACCGGAUUAUUGGGGGAAAACAAGAUACCUGAAAGCGAUGUUGGGACCCAAGUCAAUAUGGUUGAAUCGGAUGCCUAAACAUGCUAAAUGCCCAAAGAAUAUGGAGUUGAGAUACCAUCCAGAGCAUGGAUAGUUCAUUGUUCAAAACUUUCGAAUAUCAUCUACAUGUAGAAGUGUGUGUGGAUGAAAUUUCCAAACGUAUGAAAUACGAUCCAGAAUUUGGAUGGUUACCAUGCAAAUCUUAAUCGACAUCAACCAGAGGUUGUUUGGUCGUAAUUCAACAGAUCCAAGUGAGAAUGGACAAGGAUGAUUGAAUGAAAUUUCGUCCAAACGUAUGAAAUACUAUCAAGAGGUUCGGAAUGUCGGAAGGAAUAUCAAUCCUAGAUGGACAGCUAUCCAUUGAAAAUGGAAUAAACUCUGACUGGGGUGGCAACUUGCUACCGAUAAUCAACUCUGUGUUACUUAUAUGUUGCUUGAUAUCCAGCACCACACCUAAGUGAGAACUAAUCCCGGCAUUGCACUUUUAUGUGAGAUGAACCCUGUCGCCGCGCACCCAAAUGAGACCGACCCGGCGUCAUACGCGUACACGAACCAGCGGAGUGGCAGUGGGGACGGUCCGCAACGUCUCUAUUGUGUCAAAGAAACAUGGCUCCAAUCGACGAAGAGUUUGUUUGAAGGAGAGUGUCUGGAUGAUAUUGCAUCCAAUUGUAUGAAAUACCAUCCAACCAAACAUUUCAAGGACGUAAACCCGCUAAGAUUAUUGAGCGUGAAAAAUGUUUUUAAACCAAGACUAGAUUGUAAAAUUAUUUUUCCAAGCUUUCAGAGAGUCCGACGACAGAGAGUUACUAAUGGCCAUCACUAAUUAUUGUUGCUGGGUUCCUGUAAAUGGAUGAUGGUUUUGGUGAGCAAAAUAAACAAGUAUGUGUUCAUGUGAACUCAAUGAUGUACAUGUACAUACUCUAGUUUCAUUAAUCUAAGAAAACCUCUUCAACUACUAGGAACAUGAUAAGUAAGGUCAGCGAAAUGGCAUUUGACAGGUACCGAGAACCACCCCUUGUCAGUCCAAAUUAGACAUUUUGAAUGGCAGCGAACGAUCGUGUGCAUAAUAUGAGUUCUUGAAUGUUCAGAAACUGCCUUGGAUCAAUGAAAUUAAAGUAUAUGCGGAAACACUAUGAUUCACUAUGUUAUAGACAAAUUUCUAACAAUCAUCGUCCACUUGUCUUGGUGAUGAAAGUUACACAACUGCCAAUCCAACGCCUGGGAGUCGACCGUUGCCAUAGAAGCCACACCAGCAUUCAAAGUGUUUGUACAUAAUUAUAUGACUGUGUUAUUAUGUGUUUUCAAUGUCUUAUGCACAGCGUGUACAAAUACGUCGCCAUGACCUAGUUUUAUAAACAGGUGAGGAUGACCUGCUUUUGUUAAUUAAACAGGUCACAGUGACCUGUAGUUUCGUGUUGGCAUUGACAUGCUGACAUCGAAUGCCCUCAUUCCUGGCAGCAAUAGCUAACCAUAGGUUUGUUAGUUUUGUCAAACUUGCCUCAAGUAAAUCGCAGGCAGGGGGGUUUCUUGGCACAUCUAUGAUAUAUCGUGGGCCUGAUUUUAGAAGUCAAAAUUUAGAAUGACUCAUUUAGCAGUUUUGGGGUUCAAGGUUGAAUUGGGUUACAGUCUUCACCGUAUGUCUUUCUGCUUUGCUUAUGAGAGUACGACUGAUAAAUGUUCAAAAAUGUGUAUAUGUUGUCAAAGCUAUCACCUCAGAUGAGAAAUGUUACCCUGCAAUUCAGUUCAUCUAACAAACAGUGAAUUCACCCAUUCUAUUAUGGAACUUAUAGCAAUGUUGUUUUCAGCAUGGACAUGAUGGAAGAGGUUUGAACUCAUGAACUUGCAUUUUAUAGACAUUUCAAAGCAUUUUCCUAUGUACUUUGCAAUGCUUAUAAUAGAGAGGUUCAGAUCUCGAUGUAUGCUUUUGGCAGUGAUAAAAAACGAUCGACUAAGCAAAAUCUGAACCUCUCUAAUGUGCAGUAAAGCUUGGUGAGGUUGGGUGAUGGUGAAUUAAACCUUGGUCCAUAACUGUAAACUUCCAUUAAACCCCAUGGGUAAUCAUUAUUGAAAACUUCAUCACAGCUAGAACAAAAUAACAUCGUGCAUUCAUUGUGUAUAUGUGAUUUCAGCACACUAUGUAUCUAAACCCGAUUUUAAAAUUUGGUCAAGAAAUUAUGUUAAUCUGUAAAUAUAAAAAGAAACUUUCAUUUUUUUCUGAGAUUUAGAUUUAGAGGCAAUUGUAAAUUUUCGUAGAACUUUCGUAUAGAUAUUGUUAGUGAUGUGACCACACCUAGGUGGUGUUGUGUAUGUGUUGAGUGAAUGGAUGCGUGACGAGUGCAUGUGAGUGACAGUGAGUUAAGUCUUACUUGCAUUUUGGUGACAAAAGUUAGAGCUAAACAUUUAAACGCAUGUUAACCAUGGACACGCGUUUGUCAUUCUGACGAUUUUGUUGAAUUUCAUUAAGAAGCAAAGGAACACCAACAUAAAUUAAGAAUAAAAACAUUCUCAAUGGUUUUCUCUAUACCCAGUAGCAAGUUUGGUAGUGUGUGAUUCUGUGCAUCUGUGUGUGUCUGUGUAGUACGUCUGCGAUGACUGUUGUAAAUGAGUCCAAAUAAAGCUAAAACAGUUGACAUUGAGUCAGAAUCUUCACAGGAUCAUGUUUUAGAACAAAGACAAUAUGAAGGUUUGGAAAAAAUUUUGUCACUUUUUUAUUGUAAAGCUGAUGUUGUGUCCAAGACUCGGAAAAAACAGGAGCACAGGGCCCCUGCUUCUAAGAAUUUCAGUUUUUUUUCUUAAAAGUGCUAAAAUUACUUGCUAAAAUUUUGAAUUUUUUAAAACAUUUUGGCAAUCCUUUCUCCUUGGAUACGGGCCUGCAAAAAGAUUCUGCAAUAUGACAGUAAGUGAAAUUUACCUGAAGUAACUAGGAUACUGACACUUUUUGGGGAAAGCCGGCUAUUGUUACCCCAACUUUUUGUAAAACCUCUCAUAAUGGUUAUCGAAAAGAUAUCUAUUCUUGAUUUUUUUUAAUGAUUCUGACCGUAUAUCAACCUGGAGAUUUAGCUUAAGUUGGAGAACCUAUCUGUGUCAUACACUGUUUGCGAAAUGCAAAUCUAUAGUAUGAAACAAGAGACGCUUGUACAUGUCUCCUAAAUCUAGGUACAUCGGUACCAAUGUAGAACUUUAAUGAUACAAUUAGAAGUAUAGUUUUUUGUGUAGCUGUUUCUAUUGUUAAACCUGGACAUAAGAUGUGUACAUUUCAUGGAGCUGGUAUGUAAUUAAUUAUACAGUCAUAUACAUAAACUUAUUUAGGUAAAUGUUUUAUAAAAAUGAAAUUAUAAGUAUAUGCAGAUUGAAAUUGUAAAUGUUAAAAUCUAUGUGAAUAUUUGCUAAGUUAUUAUGUAAUGGUGUUUAGAAAGUUUUGUUGGGGCUUGAUGGAACUGUUGUCAUCGUCACAGAAAAAUACUUUCGAGAUUCAAUAAAAUGUAUUUAUCGAAUUGGUACAUGUACAUGUAUGUGUGAAAUGGGAAGAGAUUCAAUUUUUUGCCACUUACCCCUAGAAUUGAUUUGUUAUAUUUGAAUAUAAAUAUAAAACCCAGUAAAAAAGCAUAAAAUGCUUAAAGUCGUUUAUGUGAAUGAGAUGUGUGUUUCAAAAGAUCGUUUUCCUCAAUGAACGUAGAAGGCACCAAUGUGUUGUUUCUAGUUGAAUGUGUGGAUGCAGUGUACAUGUAGCCAUGAUUCAGGAAAAAAAAUUUUUCCUGGUGUCAAUGUAGUAUAUUUGACCACAUGCCCAUGACAACAGUUUCCAUGGUUACCAUCAAACAUUUCUAAACAGCCGCAUCACUGCUUCAGGAGCUAUACACAUUGUAUACAUGUAAUGUAAAUGCAUUCACCUGAAAUAGACCCAAACUGACUGUACAUUAUAAAAUAUAUUUGUAUUGGAUUUUGGUUCUGUUCCGGAGGAAAUCAAUGUAGACAGACUUCACAAGUUCAAGUUGCGUGGUAAUUGUAAAUACUUCUGUCACGAAAUUACGAUAAUGCGUAUGCGCCAAACUUCGAUUUCAUUUCACCUUGGAGAAAAUGCAUGAAAAAGCAUUUAGUAGUGACAGAAAUCUUAGUUAAUUGGUCAACAAAUUUUCGUAAUUAUCAAUCUGUGUUAAGUGGUAGUUUUAAUGGUUGGGUGCUGGUGUACGUGUGCCAUAGUACCUACAAAAUAUGUGUCAGUUCUUCAAGAAAAAGUAGCAACCAAUUUGUCAGAAAGUUUUGGUACCAAAAAGAAAUUAGUAUGUUAAUGUGGAAAAAUUCAAUAAUAGGAAAGUUCCUUGUUGGUAAUUACUGUUGCUAGGCAGUCAUUACAGUUGUUGCGAGGUAGUUGCUAGGAAAAGUGGUUACCCAGCAACAAAUGUAUUUGCUGCUAAUGGAUUUCUCUUGCGUAGAAGAAUUGCUAGAUGGGCACAAUAUGUGUUGCUAUAGAAUUCCUCAUUGCCUAGCAGUAGGGGUUGCCUGGUAACAUAGCAGUGUGAUGCUAUCGAAUCCCUCGUUGCUAACCAGGUUUAGGUGCUUUGUUGCUAUGGAAUCCUCAUAGGUGUAACUAUUGAAUUGCUCUUUGCUAGGAAAAACAAGAUAUGUGUUGCCAUGGAAUCCAUUGUUGCUAAGCAGUAUUGUAGUUGCUUGGUAACACCAUGUAUGUUUUGCUGUGGAAUGCAUUGAAAGAUCACCUCUUUGGUAACUAGGUGAAAGGAGCCAAGUGACGUUGUCAAAAAUGUCAUUUGCUACAGGCUGCCUGUAUCAUAUCAAAAUAAUGCCGCCCGAGUUGCUAUGGUAUUUUGAAUGAAUGUAUUGUUGCCCCGGAAACCAACCAUUAAACCUGUCUUUGUUAUAAGUGUUUAUAUACCUGUUAAUUCCGCUGUGAUCCUCAUAUAUAUGUAAAUAUGAAAUGAGCUGUAGGUAGAGUCUUAUUCGUUUCCAUUAGAAUUUACUGUUAUUCCAUGUAUGUUGAUAUCAUGUAUGUUGUCCACUACAAAAAAAGCAAGGUUCGAGUGAUUUUACCAUUAUAUUUGCCUGCCAUUUUUCAUCGCUCGAAUGGGGCUUUCAUUUCGCCUUAAACCUGCCUGCCAGCUUGGUUGUGGGCUACAUUUAAGCUUCACCUUCACAGUGUUGGGUGAAACAACCAGUACCAGCCUCCACUUCAGUAUGAAUACCUUAAACUGUUUGUCCUGUUGAAGCCACACUUUCAUCAGCUUAUUCAUAAAAAAAACUGCAUGUCUUUAAAUACAUGUAGUUCUGUAACUAGAAGGUGAGCAGACAAAAAGUGCAAAAGAUUUGUACAAGUAUCUGAUGGUGUGUUAUACAUAUUUCAUGUAAAUUUCAGUAUAGUGGCUAUUGAACUUAUUUAACAGUACCCGACAUUGUGGGACACAUCGAAAAUCACAGUGUCACAGUAUCAGUGAUUUAUCGUCUAUAAAUUGGUAGGCAUGCCAGUUGGAGAAGGUAUAAAGUGAGCGGUGUAUAAGCAGCGACUAUUUGAUUUCCCCUGACGUUGCAAAAGAGACUCUGAGGUAGAUAUGGAUACGUACAGUCUGUCAAGCUAUUGCAGUGGAUAUCAGGCUAUACCUCAACCCCUCUGCUUUUUGUACAGGACAAUAUACAUCAAUGUGCACAGCUACUACGUCAACUUGUCUUAAAUUGACUUAGGCAGUUAUUUGUCAUAUUUCUCUGUUUAAUUUCAUUGUUACUGUACUGUAGUGAUAAUUUCACCCUAAAGUUACUGUUUACGCCGAUACAUUGUUGUACUACAUGUUUGUGUUUCAAAAUGAAUUUGAUAAUUUUGACCUCUGACAUUGUAUAUUUUGAUGACAGAGUAAUUAAUCUAAUCAAUUGAUAUCAUUCCCUCGUCAUAUGCCUUAAUACUGGAGUGCAUGCAAAAGCGGCUGCCGAAGCAAAGUACGCAGUGAACUUAAACAAGUUAUGGUUGAUUGUAACUGACAUCUACAUGAAAGAUUUAUUUAUUAAAAAUGAUUGUGAAUAAUCGAAAAGAUGAACAACAUGACAUUGCCAAAGAAAAUGUCAUAUCGGAACACAGAAGUGUCGAAUGCAUUUUGAAACACUUAGUAUAGUAUUCCUAUACGUAUGUAGGUGUACUUGCAUCUUUUGCAAACUGGGGUGGAAUUUUCCAUGUGAUCAUAGUGUGUGUUUUUAAUUCCAAAGCUUUUCUUAUCCCUAUGCAAAUAUGAAAGACAGCAGAGAUGCGAAAUGAAGUGCUGAAACCUACAGGAUGUUUCAAAAUCCUGCUCCUCCAAGGAAUAUUUUUUGCAUUUUUUUUGGAACCAUACCAAAAUCCAAAUUUUGUCGCAGAAACGAGAUCUACCAUUACGAUAUGCAUUUUUUUAAAAAUUGAUUUUGAAGUUCUGAACUACCAAUAGAAAAAUGU
Molecule: messenger RNA, 9479 nt
Organism: Lineus longissimus
Lineage: Eukaryota; Metazoa; Nemertea; Pilidiophora; Heteronemertea; Lineidae
Product: dual specificity calcium/calmodulin-dependent 3',5'-cyclic nucleotide phosphodiesterase 1A-like
Exons: 20
Coding region: 385-2946 (853 amino acids)
Biological process (GO): signal transduction
Molecular function (GO): 3',5'-cyclic-AMP phosphodiesterase activity; calmodulin-activated 3',5'-cyclic-GMP phosphodiesterase activity
Source: RefSeq, a predicted model, not a curated record